CUCUAUUAUUGUACAUUCUUCCGCUGAUGACGGGGCUCCACACCGCAAGCUAAUGCCAUCUCACCCCACCAAACGCACCGCCUCGCCAUCGCCCGCGCCACCGCCCGCUGGUGGAUAAUGGGCAGCCGCCUCCGCCGCCAAUCAACUAUCUCCGGUGGCUUCUCCCCCCCUUCCGGCGAGGCGGAAGAGGAGGACGGCGGCGUGAUCCAAUGGCCCUUCGGCCGGCUCGACACCCUCGGCCAGGACGAGAUCAAGGAGACCGCCUACGAGCUUUUCUUCGCCUGCAGCCGCUCCUCCUCCGUGGCCUCCGGAUUGCGCGGAGCGGCUGCUCGUCAUUCCAUCGACGGGGCAGAAGCGGCGGCGAAGGCGGGUUGCUCGGCCUCGACAUCAUCGGCAAUGAGUCGGGUGAAGGAAGUGCUGGGCCUGAAGGCUAGGCCGGCGGCAUCGAUUAGGACUACCCUUGCCGCAUCAGCAGCGACGUUGCCUCUGCCGGGGAAGGCGAAGCAGAGGUCGAUGACGUCGGCGGAGAUAAUGCGGAUGCAGAUGGGGUUCGAGGAGCAAACCGAUUUCCGCCUCAGGAAGAUCCUCAUGCGCUUUCUCGUUGGCCAGGUAUCCAAGCAAGUGGAGAGCAUCAUCCUCCCUCUAGAGUUCCUUCGUCAUCUGAAGCCAACUGAAUUUAGUGAUAUUCAUGAAUACCAUCGGUGGCAACGUCGUCAGCUUAAAGUAUUGGAAGCAGGACUGCUCUUACACCCGUCGCUCCCUUCUGACCGUCUAUACUCUGCAGGGCUUCGUUUCAGAGAGAUCCUUGCUACAAGUGAGUUUAGACCUAUUGACACUAGCAAGCAUUCAGAGGUUAUGCGCUCCUUGUGCAAUUGUGUCAUGGCCUUAGCAUGGUGCCAUCAGAGUGUUGCCGCAGUGGAAGAGUGCCAUUGGGCUGAUGGGUUCCCCCUCAAUGUACAUCUCUACUUGUGUUUGCUUCGGUCCAUAUUUGAUAUCAAGGAAGAGACUGUCAUACUAGAAGAGGUUGAUGAGCUGCUCGAACUGAUCAAGAGGACAUGGACCACCUUGGGAAUCAAUAAGAUGAUCCAUGAGGUGUGCUUCACUUGGAUUUUCUUUGAGCAAUACAUAAUGACUGGGUUAGUGGAACCUGACUUGAUGCAUGCAACAUUGGCAAUGUUGGAUGAGGUGGCCAUCGAUGCCAUGAAACCUGACAAGGAACCUAGCUACACCAGGGUCUUGAUCCCAACCAUGACCUCUCUGAAGGUGUGGGCGGAAAAGCAGCUCUUGGACUACCAUGAGUGCUUUGAGAAAGAUUCAGUUACAACAAUGGAGAGUGUGCUCUGUUUAGCACUCUCAACUGCAAAGAUAAUGAUUGAGAUAUCAAGCUAUGGAAGUCCAGGAAUGAUAUUUAAGGAUUUUAGGAAUUUUUCAACCAAAAUCCAUGUUGAUCAAUACAUAAGAAGUUCAUUGAAGAGUGCUUUUACCAAGUUACAUGAAAAUGGUAAUGGAAAGAUUGACAGCAUGGUGGUAGAAGUAGAUGAGGAUCCCAAUGAUACCCUGAUAAAUCUGAUGGAAGAAAUCGAGAAAUUAGCCUCGGUGGAGAAGGAGAACUACAGUCCAUUGCUAAAGAGGUGGCAUCCUGUUCCAGCAGCAGUUGCUGCAGUGACCCUCCACAGAUGUUUUGGUGCUGUUCUGAACCAGCACAUGUACAAAUUCUCAUGCCUAAGCAAUGAAUCAGUGAAAGUUCUACAGACUGCAGCAAAUCUGGAGAGACUGUUGAUUCAAAUGGCAAUGGAGGAUUCAGCCGGAUCCGAAGAUGGUGGGAAGGAAAUCUUAAGUGAAAUCGCCUCAUAUGGAGUGGAUACCAUCCUUUUCAACCUUCUAAAGCAUUGGGUGGAUGAUAGACUCAGGAUAGGAAGAGAAUGUGUCAACAGAGCAAGGGAUAGUGAGAGUUGGAAUCCUAUGUCCAAAUCGGAGCCUUAUGCAGAGUCUGGGAUAGAUCUACUGAAGCUAGCCAAAGUGACAGUGGAUGAGUUUUUUGAGAUCGAAGGAGCGGCAAAAACCGAAUUAGCACAGGACCUUGCAGUUGGAUUAGAUACUCUCUUCAAGGACUACAGUAUGUUUGCUGCAUCAUGCGGUUCGAAGGAGAGCUACGUACUUGCGCAUCCUCCAUUGACAAGGUGCAACCAAGAUUCGAGAGUUGCUCAGUUCUGGAAGAAGGCGGCAGCUCCUUGCAACGCCGGCGUCGUUGCCAUCGACCCCAGCAGCUUCCCCAUCCCCCGCGCGGCGCACACCUCUGGCGACGCCCACCGCCACACGGCCAGCCGCACCACCCAGCGCCUCUACGUCCGCCUCAAUACCCUCCACCACAUCCUCGCCCUCCUCCAAUCCUUCGAGAAGUCUUUCGCCGCCACCUCCUACUCUCCCCCCUUCAGCCACUUCGAUGGCGCCCGCUCCUCCAUCAACACUGUCAUCCUCCACGUGGUCGAGGUCGCUGCCUACCGCCUUAUCUUCCUCGACUCCGCCCACUUCUUCUACGACUCUCUCUAUCUGGGGAGCGUGGUUGGCGCUCGGAUCGACGCGGCCCUGCGCGCGAUGACUCACAACAUGGCACAUCUCGCCACGGUGCUCUCCGAGAGGGCGCUGGCGACGAUCCAACCGGUGGUGAUGCGGGCGACGCUGGAGGCGUUCCUGAUGGUCCUGCUAGCGGGGGGCCCCGGGCGGGCCUUCGCGCGGGGGGACUACGACAUGGUGGCCAAGGACCUAGCGUGCCUGAAGCGGAUGUUUUCCCCAGCGUGCGGGGAGGAGGUUGUGUCUGAGGCAGCGGCGAUGGCCGACGGGGUGGUGGCGCUGAUGGCGAUGCCGACGGAGAAGCUAGUGGAGGAGUUCAGCAUCGCGGCCUGCGAGGCCAGAGGGCUGGGGCGCUCGCUGGAGAGAGUGCCGAUGCCGGCGGCGACCGGCAAGUGGCACCGUUCCGACCCCUACACCAUGCUUCGCGUGCUCUGUCACAGGAACGACGACGUAGCCAACCGGUUCUUGAAGCGCACCUUCCAGCUGCCCAAGCGGAGGUGAGAUGCCGCCUUCGCCAUCUGUUAAUCUCACAUUCGUUGGUUUGCAUGCAAGCAGGCAUCAUUAGGAAAUGCUUUUUAUUCCACUGUUGUUAAAAUUGAUGCAAAAACGGAGAUAGGUGGAGCAGAGUAAUCCAACGCUGUAUGUCAAUUUUAAUGAGAGAUCAUGUGAAUAUAACUACUCCUUAAUUUGAUGAGCAGAUGAAACGAGACUAAAUCUGGGAUACAA
Molecule: messenger RNA, 3297 nt
Organism: Zingiber officinale
Lineage: Eukaryota; Viridiplantae; Streptophyta; Magnoliopsida; Zingiberales; Zingiberaceae
Product: protein unc-13 homolog
Exons: 5
Coding region: 118-3072 (984 amino acids)
Source: RefSeq, a predicted model, not a curated record